AUGGAACCUUUUCUUGUAGACGACACCCGCAUCUUGGGUCAAGAUCCUCUCAUACCGCCUGCUCUACUGGUAUCCGAAGUUCCUAUGAGCGAUGCCUCCCUCAAGACUGUCGUCAAAGGCCGCAAAGAUGCGGUCGAGGUCAUCAUGGGCCAAUCUGACCGCCUCCUCGUUAUGGUGGGACCCUGCUCUCUCCACGACCCAAAGACAGCACUCGAGUACUGCGAGAGAUUGAAGGAGCAAGCUGACAAGUUGAGCGACGACUUGGUCAUCAUCAUGCGGGCCUACCUCGAGAAGCCACGGACAACAGUUGGGUGGAAGGGAUUGAUCAACGACCCAGACAUCGACGAAUCCUUCCAAAUCAACAAAGGUCUCCGCAUCAGUCGUCAAUUGUUCUGCGAUCUCACCAAUCUCGGUAUGCCAAUUGCCUCCGAAAUGCUCGACACAAUCUCUCCUCAAUUCUUAGCGGAUCUCAUCUCUCUCGGAGCCAUUGGUGCCAGAACCACCGAGUCACAGUUACACCGCGAACUCGCAUCUGGUCUGUCGUUCCCCGUCGGGUUCAAGAACGGAACUGAUGGCAGCUUGACGGUUUGCAUUGAUGCGAUUGGAGCUGCUGCUGCUAAACACCACUUCAUGGGUGUCACGAAACAUGGUCUAGCUGCCAUUACGCGCACAAGUGGAAAUGAGCAUGGUUUUGUUAUUCUCCGAGGUGGGACUAAGGGUACCAACUAUGAUGCUGAGAGUGUGAAGAUUGUCAAGGAGACAUUGGACAAGAAGAAGCAAAAGCAGGCUAUUAUGAUUGAUUGCUCUCACGGUAACUCAAACAAAGACCAUCGAAAUCAACCCAAAGUUGCCGCUGUGGUUGCGGAGCAACUUCGUGCAGGCGAGAAAUCCAUCAUUGGUGUGAUGAUCGAGUCCAAUAUCAAUGAAGGCAGUCAGAAAGUUCCUCCAGAGGGUGCAUCUGGUCUCAAGAAGGGAGUCAGUAUCACCGACGCAUGUAUCAGUUGGGAAUCCACAAUCACCGUACUUGAGGAUCUCGCUUCCGCUGUCCGCGAUCGCCGUAAGGUGACCACGAAUGGCCAUGAUACCAAAGUCAGCACACUAGAGGAGGGUACGAAUAAUUAG
Molecule: messenger RNA, 1122 nt
Organism: Glarea lozoyensis ATCC 20868
Lineage: Eukaryota; Fungi; Ascomycota; Leotiomycetes; Helotiales; Helotiaceae
Product: Aldolase
Exons: 3
Coding region: 1-1122 (373 amino acids)
Biological process (GO): aromatic amino acid biosynthetic process
Cellular component (GO): cytoplasm
Molecular function (GO): 3-deoxy-7-phosphoheptulonate synthase activity
Source: RefSeq, a predicted model, not a curated record